CCUCCCUGAGAGCCUCACAACGACUCUCCCGUGCCGCCAGACAGGCUGCUGAUCCCGGGCAUCACCCCCCGCCUCUACCGGUACCGGACCUCCGGUGAGUCCCACCUGUAGAGCUCCUCCACAACUGAAGCUCCUGAAGCUCCUGAAGCUCCUGAAGCUCCUGAAGCUCCUGAAGCUCCUGAAGCUCCUGAAGCUCCUGAAGCCGGUUCAGUUGGUGGAACAUUAACUGUCAGUGAGGACUUAUUUACAUCCGCGGCCCCGGGCAGCAGAGCGGAGAGGGACGGACUUGGAAGCCGAUCAGGAGCUCCCGACGCUGCCGGUAGACCUCCGCACGAUCCCCGCAGACGGACCCGGAGCCAUGGCGAAGAAGGUAUGUGGGACCAACUACCCGUCCAGCAUCUGCUUCAUCGUGGUGAACGAGUUCUGCGAGCGCUUCUCGUACUACGGCAUGAAAGCGGUGCUGACGCUGUACUUCCUCACCUACCUGCACUGGGACAAGGACCUGUCCACCGCCGUCUACCACGCCUUCAGCAGCCUCUGCUACUUCACUCCCAUCCUGGGAGCUGUCAUCGCCGACUCCUGGCUCGGGAAGUUCAAGACCAUCGUCUACCUGUCCGUCGUCUACGUGAUCGGCCAUGUGGUGAAGUCGGUCGGAGCCAUUCCCACUGUGGGAACCAACAACGUGCACAUCUCUCUGUCCAUGUUGGGCCUGGUCCUCAUCGCCUUCGGCACCGGAGGAAUCAAACCCUGCGUGGCGGCGUUUGGUGGAGACCAGUUUGACGAAGAGCAAGGCAGCCAGAGGCAGAAGUUCUUCUCCAUCUUCUACAUGUCGAUCAACGCCGGCAGCCUGCUGUCCACCGUGAUCACGCCCAUACUGAGAGAUGUGCAGUGUUUCGGAGGCGACUGCUACGCUCUGGCCUUCGGGGUUCCUGCUGCUCUGAUGGUCGUGGCCUUAGUGGUGUUCAUUGCUGGUAGCGGGCUGUACAAGAGGAAUCCUCCGCAGGGAAACAUCCUGCUGGAGGUCUGUAACUGCAUCGGGUUUGCCAUCAAGAACCGCUGGAAGAGAUCGAAGUACGACUCCAGCAGGAAGCACUGGUUGGACUGGGCUGAGGAGAAGUACUCGAAGCGUCUGAUCCAGGAGGUGAAGAUGGUCCUGAGGGUUCUGGUGCUCUACAUCCCGCUGCCGAUGUUCUGGGCUCUGUUUGACCAGCAGGGUUCCCGCUGGACGCUUCAAGCCACCAGGAUGAACAUGGCCUUUGGAGAGUCCUUCAUUAUUAAGCCUGAUCAGAUGCAGAUGCUGAACGCGCUGCUGAUUCUCGUCUUCGUGCCGGUCUUUGAACUCAUCGUUUAUCCGCUCGCUGGCUUCUGCAGAAUCAACGUCACGCCUCUGAGGAAGAUGGCCACGGGGAUGGUGUUCGCGGCGUUGGCCUUCGGAGCGGCCGCUCUGGUGGAGGUGAACGUGGUGAGGUCGGUGGUGGAUCCGGCGCCGGCGGGGGAGUGUCUGCUGCAGGUGUUGAACCUGGCGCACGGCGACGUGAGGCUGAAGCUGCCCGGCAGCGACGCCUUCCAGCAGCCCAUCCGUUACCUUCAGGACCCUCCGGCCUAUGAGACGCUUCCAGCAUCCGGCGAAGAGCUGAAGAUUCAAGUCGCCUUCAACGGGAAACUCUCCGAGUGUAACUUCACGUCUGAGCAGCAGGAGGCGUACAGUCUGCUCUUGUACUCGGACUCCACUGGGAUCCACUGCACACAGGUGACCGACCACAUCACGAAGAAUGAAGACGGGAACCCUCUCCUGAGGUUCCUCAACACCUACCCAGACCCCGUGAACCUCACCGUGGGAGCCGUGACCUUCCAGGUGACCUCUGGCUUCAGCGUGUCUCCCAACCAGACUGUGGACCGGGGGAGCUACCCGGACGUGAGCUGCUGCUUCCCUGCAGAGCGCUGCUCCCUCCUGGACCUCGAGCUGCUGGACUUCGGGGCGUCGUACACCGUCGUACUCGUGGAGGAAUCGGGCAGCGUCGUGGCUCACAAGAUGGAGGACGUGAAGGCCAACGACGUGCACAUCGCGUGGCAGAUCCCUCAGUACGUGCUCCUCACCGUGGGAGAGGUCAUGUUCUCCGUCACCGGCCUGGAGUUCUCCUACUCGCAGGCUCCGCCCAACAUGAAGUCGGUGCUGCAGGCCGGCUGGCUGCUCACGGUGGCGUUCGGGAACGUCAUCGUUCUGAUCGUGGCUGAGGGGGCGGAGCUUGAACAGUGGAAAGAGUUCCUGCUGUUCGCCGGCCUGCUGCUGCUCGUCUUCAUCAUCUUCUCCGUCAUGGCGUACUUCUACACCUACGUCGACCUCGACCAGCUGGACGAGAAGCACCGGCACGACUCGGGCCGGGAGGAAGACGAGGAGGACGAGGAGGAAGCCAACGACGUGCGGCUGAACAGGAAGAGCACCAGAUUGUAACGGCGUCAGCUGAUUGGAGCUUCCUGUUCACGCUGGAGCAACAGGAAGUGACACGUUAGAAUAUAUUAUGUGUAAUACUUCUAAAUGCUGAAGUCACCUGAAUGUUUAUUUUAUGUGUAAUACUUCUAAUUAACAAGUCCGCUGAAUA
This is a messenger RNA of Cyclopterus lumpus (lumpfish), 2600 nucleotides long. It is a transcript of the gene slc15a2, whose product is annotated as solute carrier family 15 member 2. Gene Ontology annotation, molecular function: dipeptide transmembrane transporter activity. Gene Ontology annotation, cellular component: membrane. NCBI's taxonomy places the organism in Eukaryota, Metazoa, Chordata, Actinopteri, Perciformes, Cyclopteridae. The coding region runs from base 359 to 2452 and encodes 697 amino acids. The record is from RefSeq and is a predicted model, not a curated record. The transcript is spliced from 22 exons. Gene Ontology annotation, biological process: oligopeptide transport; transmembrane transport.